Fusarium vanettenii 77-13-4 is the source of this 1626-nucleotide messenger RNA. RefSeq lists its product as uncharacterized. Gene Ontology annotation, molecular function: antiporter activity. Gene Ontology annotation, cellular component: membrane. The transcript has 3 exons. Gene Ontology annotation, biological process: proton transmembrane transport. Lineage: Eukaryota; Fungi; Ascomycota; Sordariomycetes; Hypocreales; Nectriaceae. The record is from RefSeq and is a predicted model, not a curated record. Bases 1 to 1626 code for a protein of 541 amino acids.
AUGCAGUCUUCGCUCUCAUAUCACGAACCCUCCAUCACCGUUAUAUCUAUACUUUCUGGAUUUCUUUUGUUGCUGAACUUGCUCAACUAUGGCCUAGACAAGGUCGCGUAUUGUGGCCUUAUCGGUCAGGUUGCUCUUGGCAUUGCUUGGGGUGGUCUAGCAACCUCGUUCAGAUCAUUGAAGGCCAACAUUGGUCUUUCCUCUGGCGUCGCUGUUACCGGCAUCCUUCUGCCCAUCGGUCUAUCCUUCGCUUUAAAGUCCAUGUUCAAUGCAUCCCCACUCCAGGCUUUUGCUGCAGGCGCUGCUCUCUGCUCAACAAGCCUGGGCACCACCUUCACCAUCCUAGGCACUAGCGGCCUCUCAACGACAAGACUCGGCGUCGUCCUAACAAGUGCCGCCAUGAUGGAUGAUGUGGUAGGUCUCAUCAUGGUCCAAGUCAUUUCGAAUCUGGGAGGAGACUCAUUCGAUGCCGUCACUGUCGUAAGACCCAUCAUGGUAUCCCUCGCCUUUGCAACUCUUAUGCCCCUCCUUGGCAGAUUCGUGGUGAUGCCUGUCACUGCCAAACUCAACACUUUCCGUGAAGCACACCCGUCUGGAAAGGUCUCUCAGCUACUCAAGUUGAGACAGACUGCCUUUGUUAUCCAUACAGCCCUUCUUCUCGGUCUUGUGGUGGGCGCUACCUUUGCAGGCACCUCAAGCCUCCUGGCGGCAUACAUUGCCGGCGCAAGCAUUAGUUGGUGGGACUCUGAGGUUCCUCACGUCCUAGACCGAGUACCAAGUACUUCUACUGGAGCUGAGACCACAGAAGAAAGAAAUCAGAGCAGUGAUAACACCAUUACGGACCAAGCAGCCCCCGCAAUCUCAGACCAAACAAGCAUAGCCCUGGCGAUGGACGGCGGAUCCGGCAUGGAGGUUUACGAGUGUUAUUACAAGACUGCCGUUGAGCAUAUCUUGAAGCCUUUCUUCUUUGCAUCCAUUGGCUUUUCAGUCCCCAUCACUAGACUCUUUUCUGGCCCUGUGGCAUGGCGAGGCAUCAUCUACACAGUCCUCAUGACCAUCAGCAAACUAGCCUGCGGUAUCUGGUUGAUUUCCUUUGCAAACCCCCUUCGACCCUUCCAAAAGAUCGCGCAGAGUCUUGCCGUCAUGUGCAAGAGAAAUCCAAAGCCCCUUGUCCCUGGGGCCCAGUGCGCAGACCCUGCCUCAGCCGCUCGGGAUAUCACGACGGCAUCGGAUCCGACAGAGGAGCGGGAGGCUGUACCUUUGGAGGCACUGGCUGAUACAAGUGCCCGUCCCGUUUCCCCUGAAGUACGCAAUUCAACGCCAAAGCCUGAAAAGGCCGUGUCUCUGUAUCCAGCAUGCAUCGUCGGUCUAGGAAUGGUUGCUCGAGGGGAGAUUGGAUUUCUAAUUGCUGCACUGGCUGAGAGCAAGGGAGUAUUUGGUCGCCCACCCAAUGGUCAGCCCUCGGAGAUGUUUCUUAUCGUGACUUGGGCUAUUUCCCUUUGCACAGUGAUUGGACCUAUCUGCGUUGGGCUUCUCGUAAAUCGAGUUAAACAGUUGGAGGCUGGAAGCCUGAAGAGCAGAGGCGAGGGUAAGCGGAAUGUUCUCGGGGCCUGGGGAGUGAGUUAG